Blepharisma stoltei is the source of this 4184-nucleotide messenger RNA. The record is from the annotation of a GenBank genome assembly. Lineage: Eukaryota; Ciliophora; Heterotrichea; Heterotrichida; Blepharismidae.
AUGUCAAAAGAAGUAAAAGCAGAUUUUUUAGCAAUUCAAGGGCUUCUCAAAAGCAAAUCGAAGCCAGUCAUUGAGCAUACUACUUUGAGCCGAGACAGAUAUAAUGGAUGCCGAUCUACAAGCACUGGCAUCUCCUCUUCAAAUCAAGACUUAUUUUUUCAAGCCAAGCUCGAGAGAGAUUCAUUUAACAAGUCAGCAACUCUGAGCUUUCGAGAACAAAAUCUCAAGCGAAAACCUGUAAAACUCGAAAAAAUGCAAAAUUCUCAAAACAACCAUUCCAGCCCAUCUCCUGAUUUCACAGCUCACAGCUUUUUAUUGCAACCAAAAACAGUUGACCCAGGAGAUCUCUACAAAAUUAAUAUGAGAAAAAGCUCUAUUGAUCAGUUAAUUGACCUAAAUCCUGCUGAUGAAAUAAUUGCAAAAGAAGAAGCCUUAAACUUAAACUUAAAGAUAGGCGUCUGCCAUAUUGGUUACGCAGUCACCAAGGACUCUCCCGUACGGGCAGUUCAUCCGCUUUGCGCCGUCUUCAGCUUCGCCUUGCUCGAAUUGGGGCAAUGAUUUGCUGGGCAAGUGGGCAGCUCUGACACCACCUUUCUUCUCCUUCAGCGCCUGAUGCCAUGGCACUUCUGAAGUGAGACUCUGCUUGGACGUCUCCUCCUCCCUUUCGGUCCAGUGUUGAGUGGGCGGACUAUGGACUUCUGCGGCUGCUGCAUGUGUAACAAGGUUGGCAUCCAAAAAUCCCAAAAAAUGGAAUUUCUGUUCGACCUUUCGGCAAAAAGGAAAAUCUGAAUCCCGGGACGUAACGCCCGGUUUCACGCUAGGCAGUUGCCCGAUUGGUCUGGGGAUUACCUGCAGACUUUGCUGGGCUUGCCCUUUCCAAAUCCAAACCCUCCUUUCCCUUGAGGUAAAAACCUAAUCUUGAAAAUAGACUAAGGGCUAGGCUCUGUGCAUUACCAGAAUUGCUUACCUAGCAUUGCCGUCCAUUUCUGGAUUAGUAAAACCUUGCCGGAUAUAAAUAAAAUAUAAGUCGAGUAUGCAUGGCCGGGAGGCCAUGCCCAGACGAAGACGCCAUAUUUUAUUUAUGCAAAAGAAGAAGCCAAAAAAGCGAAUUUUUGAAAAAUUGCCAAAAAUUUGACAAAAUCAAAAAACUUCUUUCAAACCAAGAUUUAAGGUAUUUUGAAGACUUUAUUGCAGGAUUAGAAGCUUCUGGGAAAAUAUUUUGUGAAUGUGAGUGACUUAAUGGAAAAGGAAGGGUUGAAGCUGUUAAUACAGUUUCUCAUCUUGUCGCUUUGGUGCUUAAAGCAGUUUCAGAUCUAAUUGAAAAGAAAAAUAAAGAUAAAACAAUGAUAGAAACUUUGAAAAGUGAAAAUGAAGUCUUGGCAAGUGAAAACAAUCGAAUGAAAGACUUACAAAACAAACUGGAAUAUACAAGCUCUAAAUUGCAGAAACUCGAAAGCUCAAGGCAUGAAUUUUCCAAUUCUAUCGGUCAAACCCAAAGACUUGCUGAAAUUGAAAAAGAAAAAUUAGUAGAAAAAAACAGCAUUUUAGAAAAAUAUAUAGGUGAGCUCAAGGACGUCACAAAAAUUGACUCGCUGAAUUCAGAACUAGAAAAAUAUAAAGAAAAUUAUCAAAAAAUGAUAAAAGAAUAUCAAGCUUUUAAAAGAGAUAAAGAGUCAAAAUUGUAUCGAAUGCAAUUAGAAAUAGGAGAGCUAAGAAGUAGCUUACAAAAGAACUCAUCUUCAAUAGAAACCUAUGACACCCAAAAAAAAGUUCUAGAGGAAAGAGCCUAUGUAGUUGAAUUAAAAAAUAGAAGCUUAAUGGAAAAAUUAUCAGAAUAUACUGAUAAAUGCUGAAUUAUAACCCAUAAAAAUGUAUUUAAAUUAAUAAUUUUAAAAAAAUAAAAAGGUAUAUAGAGAAAGAGUAGCAAUGCUAUAUGAAGACUGCCUAAGAUUUGUUGUGUAUAGAGAUCUCUAUACAAAACUAGAAGAACAAUUCAAUACAAUGAGACUAAAAUACAACCAGCUUGAGCUCAAUAUUAUAGCUGGAAACGUUACUUUAGCCACAGAUGGCGUCAUUUGGGUUUCACUUGAAGACCCCUUAUUCGACCCAGUCCGUGGAUUUCUAGCCAAAGGUGUAGAUCCAAAAGUAUUCGAGCCUCCAGCUCCCAGAAAAGAUAAACGCACAAAUACAGAAGUUCCAGUCUAUGCCCACACAAGGCAUGCAAGAACUGUCACUUAUUCAGAAACCCAGCUUGACCCAUCAUUUGUAAAUUUAAGCAAGCUAAAGCUGCAGAAGCCUGGCUAUGCCAGUUUAUUUGAAAUUGGGGACAAGGCUGCAAGCUUUGAGCUGCCAUUUACUAAUUGGCUGGAAAUUACUAUGAGGGGAAUUUAUGAUUCUAAAUACAAUGAGCAUAUCUUUUGUUCUUUUGAAUCAGGGAGAACUCCUUCUAAAUUCCCUGAAUUUGUAUAUUGCUGGAUCGGCCGAUUUACUAUUGAUCCUGGCGCUCGACAAGUCCGAGAGCUUGAAUGGUGGAAACGAGAAUCCUCUGAUAAGCUUCGUUUAGAGCUUUUAUUAGCGCUUAAGCACGAAAAAGCUAAAAAAGUGUGGGAAAUUCACACCUUUGUCGAGUUUUUAAAUGAAGAUUUGAUGCUUGAUGAACUAGCGUUUUUCCUGCACUGCAGAUUUCUUUUAUUUAAAGGACCACAACUUAUGAUCACAUCUGGGAGGUUUUCUGCUUUACAUUUUGUAGCUUUAGACCAUGUUUUCGAAAUAAUUGAUAGAGUUAUGGAAAAAAUCAGCCCAAAGGACCGCUCUGAGCUUAAGUCUCAGCUGCAGUCCAAAGCCCGCAACAAAAACGGCUCUUUGACUCUUGAUGCCGGUCUCGUAAUUGUUAUAAUGUAUUGACAAUAUAUUUUAUUUUGCUUAUUUAUGGUAAAUUGAUUUUAAAAUGUCAAAAAAAUUUUGACAUGCCAUUAUAUAUAAAACUGAGUCUAUGGUAUGUUAAAAUUUUUUUGGCAUUUUAAAAUCAAUUUACCAUAAAUAAGCAAAAUGAAAUUUAUGCAAGGGAUUAUAUCUAGGCUCUACGAAUUAUGCUUGAAUACUACAUUCGUGAGAAAAAAUGCAAAUAUCUGGUAAUAAAAGGACUUUUUAAUCUAGCCCCAAAAAAGCCAGAUGGAGGUUUGGCGUUUCAAACUUUUAGGAUUAUCUGUUUAAACCUGGAUCCUGAAGCAAGUGAAUCUUUGAUAGUAAAAAUGUAUAGAGACCUCUGGGCGUUUGGCAAUGGCCAAAUAAAUCAUGAUAAUUUUUUUGUUUAUGCCAAUGAAAAUGGAUUUUUUUUCCAUAGCUUAAGACUUAAAGGAAAUGAAGAUCCUUUACCACUGACCCCAUAUAAUGAAAUUGAUGAAAAAGCUUCAGAUUAUGCUAAAAGAAUGCGGGAGACUUUUAAUACUUAUGCACAUUUAAAGCAGCCGACUGCGUUAAUUAGGGAAGCUUUAAGGUCACUUGGGGUUAUUGAUUUAUUAGAUAAUUUUGUAAAAUUAGAAGAGCUGGUUAAAAAUAAGUACCAAGAGCCUUUGGAAAACUAUAGAGGAAUGAAUUUGUUGGAUACUUAUAAGCAUCUUUGGAAUCUUGCAAUUCAGCUGCAAAUCAUUUUUGAGCAGGUUUAUUCCUUCAGCCCUGCAAUGCAAGGCAGUGAAGAAAUCAAAGAUUUGGAAAUAAUUUCGCUUCCGAGGGCUUGUGAAGGGUUUAUUGAGAAGCUGCAUAAGAUUACCUUGCAAAAAUUGACUACAAUUGUAGCUAUAAGAAAAAUACAAAGAAAUUGGAAGGAUAAGGCGAGGAAGAGUUUGAGCAUUGCGGCAACUGUGUUUAAAGGAAUAGCCCUACUAAAGAGAGGGCUAAAGCAUCAUAAGAAUCAAAGCUCGACUCAUAGCCAAAAUUCAACUUACCCCCUCCUUGAGUUAAGAAAUUUUAAAAUCCUUUUGGAAAAAUUAAACAUAUUUGCGAUAGAACAUAAAAAUUUAUAUAAAUUUAUUGAUAUAGAUGUGACCAUUAUUAAAAUGAAAAUUUCUAUUAAUUUUUUAACUUGUCUUCUAUUAUAAUAAAUUUUAUAAAUAAAAUUAAUUUUAAUGUUAAUAAUAUAAAGCUAAAAAAAUUAAUUUUGCAUGCUCAUAGAGAAUAAGAUUUAG